Ilex paraguariensis (yerba mate) is the source of this 835-nucleotide messenger RNA. Lineage: Eukaryota; Viridiplantae; Streptophyta; Magnoliopsida; Aquifoliales; Aquifoliaceae. The record is from the annotation of a GenBank genome assembly.
UCUUGAAUGUACCUUGUCGAUUCAUACAUAAUCAACAUAAAAGAUAUGGAUUGAAAGCAACACUCUAAUGUAAGCCUAUAGUAAUUGACAAUUCAUUAGUCUCUAUUGUCGUUAUUCUCACUAAAGUCAUGACAUUUUCAUACAUUUUCUUAAUCACGUCUGUUUUAAUUCUUGUGAUCUUCUCUAUCCAAAAUAUAUUUUUAUCCACAAAUAGAGGGAGGCAAGAUCAUUUGUACACUGGAGUGAGUCAAAUGAUGAUAUGAGCCUAUUAGGUAUUUGAGUUGACUGAAGUAGUUGGUAUGUGGGAAUUGAGUUUGGUGCCACUCGGGUGGCCAGUAUUUCAUUUUUUUUGUUAUUGCAAAAAAGCACAAGUCAAACUAAAUGCACUUGAAUCACAGAGAUCUGUGAUCACUCAUGCAUUUCUAUGCCAUGUAGCUAUCAGCCUCCACUUCCAGCUGACCAGGUGAAGGUGGCGACAGAAUUUGAUUAUGAACGAGAGGGAUCACCUACUAAUUUGGGUAGGGGUCGUGGUGGUAGAGGAAGGGGGAGGCCGAGAGCCAUAUCUGGCAAUGGCUAUGCACAUGCUGAAUAUGAGGAUGGAGGUUACAAUCGGGGCUAUGCCAGGGGUAGAGGUCGAGGACGAGGUCGUAAUUUCCGUGGCCGUGGAAGGGGAGGGUACAAUGGUCCACCAGUGGAUACUCAGCAAGAUGCUGUAGGCUACAAUCAAGAAGUGCCUUUUCGGGGCCGAGGUCGUGGCCGUGGAAGGGGAACUCGUGGGAGGGGUCGUGGCUUCAGAUCCAAUGGGCCAAUCCUUGCUGCUGCUGGAGGGGCUUAG